CGGUUGCUUCUCCCCCCCUCCGACGCUACCUCCGUUCUUUUCGGUUUUUUUUUUUUGUUGAAAAAAACACGAAACGAAAAAGGAUUCGACUUUCCUCUGCUCGAUUCUCCUCUCCAUCUGGGUCUGUUGCUGCUUUGAUCUCCUGAACAUGAGUUUCCAGGAUGACAUAGAAUCCCGCUACGGAGGAAGAAGCCCGCAAUUCGACCCCUCUGCUUCUUCUCCGUCUGCUGCGACCACUCAGGCCAUCGCCUCCGGGAUAUUCCAGAUCAACACGGCCGUCGCUUCCUUCUACCGCCUCUCCAACUCCCUCGGCACUCCCAAGGAUACUCUCCUCCUGCGCGACAAGCUGCACAAAACGAGACAGCGGAUUAGCCAGCUGGUGAAGGAUACUUCGGUUAAACUCAAGGAAGCUAGCCAAGCUGAUCACGAUGCCGAAAUCAGCCCCGCGAAGAAAAUAGCCGAUGCAAAGCUUGCAAAAGAUUUCCAAUCAGUCUUGAAGGAAUUCCAGAAAGCACAAAGACUCGCAGCCGAGAGGGAAUCAACAUAUGCUCCUUCUGUUCCUAGAGAAUUUGUUUCAUCCAGUUACACUGGUCAAGAGGUGGAGAUAAGCUCAUCCAGGAGUUCUGAACAGCAGUCUCUUCUUCUAGAGCCAAAAAGGGAAGAAGUGAUCCAGUUGGACAAUGAGAUUGUAUUCAAUGAAGCCAUUAUUGAAGAAAGGGAGCAAGGGAUCCAAGAAAUUCAACAGCAAAUUAACGAGGUCCAUGAGAUUUUUGAGGAUCUUGCUGUGCUAGUCCGUGAGCAAGGAGUUGUUAUAGAUGACAUCAGUUCCAAUAUAGAGAGCUCCCAUGCUGCGACAGCGCUAGGCACUUCUCAACUUGUCAAGGCAUCUAAACUUCAAAAAUCGACUUCGUCCAUGGUAUGGGGGUAAUGUCUAGUUCCAGACAAGUUUGUAGCUCCUUAUCCAUGGAUUUGAUUGGCAUGCUCUUGACAAGGACUUUUCGCCACUCCCCCUUGCCUAAUAUCUUAAUACGAAUGUGAAUGUUCUUGACAAACACCAAUAACUAGGAUUUACUUUUCCUUCGUGCCCUCCAUUUUCCAAACCGCUUUCUGUUGCUUAGGGCAAAACAGUUGUGUCCCAGUAAAUUUUUUUUGGGAGGAUAAUUAUUUGAUUCUCUUAGUUGCAAAACUUCCUUGGUGCACCGAGUGAGAAACUCAAGCAAGGCAUCAGCCUAAGCGUUCUGUGGUUCCUGGUGCUGUGAAACACAUAAUCAGUCAAUCACAUCUAGGCUGGUCAGAUUUGGCAUGUGAUUAUGAUGGAUAUUCUUUGUCCUUAUAAUUUGUUUGGCCAAAAUUCAGUUGAUCCUUUUGAUUUUCUGACAUUAGAAUGCAGAUUGAGCGGAGCUUCUAAUUAUGCAGGGUUGUCUACUCCUGGUGAUUUUUGGAAUCGUUUUACUGAUUGUUGUUAUAGUAGUCGUGGCAUGAAUAUCUGAAUUGUCCAGUCGUUGUUUUCACCAUA
Molecule: messenger RNA, 1516 nt
Organism: Syzygium oleosum
Lineage: Eukaryota; Viridiplantae; Streptophyta; Magnoliopsida; Myrtales; Myrtaceae
Product: syntaxin-22-like
Exons: 7
Coding region: 149-928 (259 amino acids)
Biological process (GO): intracellular protein transport; vesicle fusion; vesicle-mediated transport
Cellular component (GO): endomembrane system; membrane; SNARE complex
Molecular function (GO): SNARE binding; SNAP receptor activity
Source: RefSeq, a predicted model, not a curated record